AUGACCGGGGACGAACUGACCUAUGACUAUAAUUUUGACCCAUACUCUCAGAAAAACGUUCAGCAAUGCCGGUGUGGAUCGGACAGAUGCCGCGGUAUCCUGGGACCACGGCCGCGGGAGAAAGAGCAACGUUCAAAGGAGAAAGAACUGAGGGCUGAAAACGAGAAGAAAUCUAGUUCGAAGAAUAACAAUGAAAAGGCCAGCAUCACCAAGCAGAAGGUAUUGAAUGGAUCGACUUCGCGCGUCAAUAAGCGACAGCUUCUUGGUUCGAAGUCCAUCAAGUCUGGUGUGAAGAAAGUUGUUUCUAAAGCACGCGCUUCUGCUUCUAAAGCAACUACAGCAUCGAGAACUAGCUUGAAAACAACUGUCAGCACAAAAACCUCCAAGACGACAAACAAGAAAGCCACGGCAACUCCAACACGACGGCAGGUGAAGAAAGAUAACACCAAAUCCAAGAAAGAAGUUAAGCUGCCAAAGGUCAAAACCACAAAGACUAAAGCCAGAGCCCCGGCGAGUGCCAGGAAACCGGCACAGAAAAAUAAAACCCAGUCAACGCCAUUGACAUCUAAACUAAGCCGUCCAUCUGAGAAGACUAAAGCGAAAACCCUCCAGGCUGCUAAAGGGACGAACGCUCGCAGACGUACAGUGAAAAAGGAAGAUACCAAGCCCAAAAGUCCUACCAAGCGUACUUCUAAAGCCAAAGAGACCAGUCCUCGGGGGAAGGCAGCAAGCAAGGCUGCCAAGAACACCAAGGCAUAA
Molecule: messenger RNA, 759 nt
Organism: Aspergillus oryzae RIB40
Lineage: Eukaryota; Fungi; Ascomycota; Eurotiomycetes; Eurotiales; Aspergillaceae
Exons: 2
Coding region: 1-759 (252 amino acids)
Source: RefSeq, a predicted model, not a curated record